AUGAAGGUAAAAGCUGCCGUUAUGUGGGAAGUUGGUCAGCCUCUCGAUAUUCGUGAGGUCGAUCUCGAUGAGCCGAAGGCCGGCGAGGUUUUGGUGAAAGUCGGUUCCGCCGGCAUCUGCCGCAGCGACCGCCACUUCAUGCACGGCGACGCCCCCAUCGCCAUCCCCGUCGUCCUCGGACACGAGGGCGCCGGCACCGUCGUCCAGACCGGCCCUGGCGUCACCCUGGCCAGCGAGGGCGACCAGGUCAUCCUGUCCUUCGUGCCCGCCUGCGGCCGCUGCCGCUCCUGCCUCGAGGGCCACAGCAACCUCUGUGAUCUCCACGCGGCCACCGGCGCCAACAUGCUCGACGGCACCACCCGCCUCCACGCCGACGGCAAGGACGUCCACCACAUGGGCAAGGUGGCCUGCUUCGCCGAGUACGCCGUCGUUCCCGAAACUGGCGUGGUGCCUCUCGCUGACUCCAUCCCCAUGGACAAGGCUGCCAUGAUCGGCUGCUCCGUCACCACCGGCGUCGGCGCGGCCAUCUACAGCGCCGAGAUCAAGCCCGGCAGCACCGUCGCCGUCAUCGGCUGCGGCGGCGUGGGCCUCAGCGUCAUCAUGGGCGCGGCCCUAGCCAACGCCGGCCAGAUCAUCGCCGUGGACAUCCGCGAGGCCCAGCUCGAGUUCGCCAUGCGCUUUGGCGCGACCCACACCGUCAACGCCGCCGACCAGGACCCGGUUCGCCAGGUCAAGGAUCUCACCGGCGGUCGCGGCGCCGACUACACCUUCGAGGUCUUCGGCAGCGGCGACACCACCAAGGCCGCCUACGAUAUGGCCGCCAAGCGCGGCAUCGUCACGGUGGUUGGGAUCGCGCCCUGGGGCCAGGAGGCAAGCAUCAACGCCGUCGACCUCGUCCGCAACGAGAAGACCCUGCGCGGCUCCUACUACGGUUCCGCCCGAUCCCGCACCGACAUGCCGGUCAUGGUCGACCUGUACCAAUCCGGCAAGCUCAACCUCGACGACCUGGUCGUCCGCCACUACACCCUCGACCAGAUCAACGAGGCCUACGCCGACCUCGACCGUGGAGAAAUCGGCCGCGGCGCCAUCAUGUUCGACUAA
Messenger RNA from Geodia barretti, 1101 nucleotides. Lineage: Eukaryota; Metazoa; Porifera; Demospongiae; Tetractinellida; Geodiidae. The record is from the annotation of a GenBank genome assembly.